Messenger RNA from Paecilomyces variotii, 1200 nucleotides. RefSeq names its product AT DNA binding protein. NCBI's taxonomy places the organism in Eukaryota, Fungi, Ascomycota, Eurotiomycetes, Eurotiales, Thermoascaceae. The record is from RefSeq and is a predicted model, not a curated record. The coding region runs from base 323 to 1096 and encodes 257 amino acids. Gene Ontology annotation, cellular component: nucleus. The transcript has 6 exons.
ACUUCAACUAAAUACUCUCUAUCUAGAAAGAGACCUAGAGCGGUCACCACUAUCGCUCCUUUGGCGAACACAGUCCAGACAAUCACGAGCACGUGAUCACACGGACCGGUUCAACUUGGACGCGCCAUGCAAGUACUUGCCUGCAUAACGGAAUCGAGGGCGCGAUCAACUUCAGGAACCACCAGGAACUUAACCUAGCGAAUCACGUAUUACGAUCCAUCUUGCCCUUUUUAAGAUAAGUUCUUGUAUCGGCAGGGCCCAGUAAUCGGUCAUUUUACCCUGGCAUCUGGAGAGUCGCGGUUGUUUACAUACGGUGGCUCAAAUGCCUCCCAGGAAGCGCAAGUCUGAAGCUACGGCGGCGGUUGUAGAUGAGAUUCCCAAAAGGACACGGAGAUCUCUUCGAGGUGCUGCGAGAGCAGAGUCGCCGAAAGGGGUCAGUUCAGUUGAGAAAGAAACGAAAGCUACUGCCGCUAAAAGUGGAAAAGAUCUUUCUGGGGAGAAGUCUGAGUCAUCGACGAAGCCAAAGGGUGGUAAAAAGACGGAACAGAAAGCUAAUAUCGACCGAGAUGACGAGGGCGAUAAUAAUCGCUCCUAUUGGCUUAUGAAGGCCGAACCCGAGUCACGCUUGGUGAAAGGAAUAGAUGUGAAAUUCUCCAUUGACGACCUGCAGGCUGCUGAAGAGCCAGAAGCCUGGGAUGGGGUGCGCAACUUUGUCGCACGGAACAACAUGCGAAAUAUGAAGAAGGGAGACUAUGCAUUCUUUUACCAUUCCAAUUGCAAGACUCCUGGUAUAGUUGGGAUGAUGGAGAUUGUCGAGGAGCAUUCUGUCGACGAAUCGGCGUUUGACCCAGCCCAUCCUUACUUUGAUCCGAAGUCGAGCCGCGAGAAACCGAAGUGGGAUGUGGUCCAUGUUGAGUUCAGACGGAAGUUCAGCCGAAUGGUCAGUCUCAAUGAGCUGAAAGACCAUGGCAAACCUGGAGGGCCGCUGGAGAAUCUUCAGAUGUUGAAGCAGUCGCGCCUCAGUGUCUCUGCAGUAACUGCUGAGGAGUGGAGGUUUAUCAUGGACCUUGUCGAGAAAGAGGAGGCUACUAGCUGAAGACAGGAAGUAGUCGUCGUCCUAUCCGAGCCAGCAUAUAGGGCAAAGGGAAUAAUCCAGGCUGGGUCGAGCAGAUGCGGAUAUCUCUCCGAUCCAUACUCGAA